AUGGUGGUCUCGUUCCUGGCCUUGGCGGAGCCGGCCGUCAAGUCAUCAUCCUCGGCCCCGUCCGAGGCGGCAGACAGGCCGGACACGAACUCGAGCUCGAGCAGGAAUCGAGACAACGCCCUGUCGGGUCGGGAGAUGCCCUACGACGGGACCGCCAAGACCGAGCACUCGCUUCGGAACCCGUUCGAAAACGGUCACCUCCAGGUGUCCCGCAACGCGCCUACCAACUACCCAAAGUUCCAGUGCCGGGUAGGCGACAGCUCCGAAACACACCGGAUACAUAGGAUCAAGGCCGAAAUGGUGCCUCUGUACGCAUACGACCGGCACUCGCUCACGGUCCUAAUCAAGGACAAAGACGCGCCAGACAGGGCCGUGGCAAUAUACUAG
Messenger RNA from Gaeumannomyces tritici R3-111a-1, 387 nucleotides. RefSeq lists its product as hypothetical. The coding region runs from base 1 to 387 and encodes 128 amino acids. The transcript has 2 exons. Lineage: Eukaryota; Fungi; Ascomycota; Sordariomycetes; Magnaporthales; Magnaporthaceae. The record is from RefSeq and is a predicted model, not a curated record.